AUGGAGGGGGAGAGGAGGGGAGAGGAGGGGUUUAGGGUGUGUCUGGGGGAGAAUCAUGAGCAGGGUUUGAGUGAGUACUUGAGGAGGGGUAAAGGGGAGUUAGGGGGGAUAGGAGUGGUAAGGGGUAAAGGAGAGUAUGAGGGAGAUAGGAUUAAAGUGAUAAGGCCUAUAGAAGAUCAUGAUUCUACUAGAAAGUCUAAAGCUCUUGAUAAUUUGAUUUUACAAAGGCCAGGUUUGAAAUCAUAUCGAACUAGAAAUAAUUCAAAAAUUCCUAAAAAGUACAAAAAGGUCAAAAUUGAUCCCUCUGUUUCAAAGUUUCUCAUUCCAAAUAAUCCCUUCUCCUUCGCUCCUCACCACUCAAUCUCCCACAAAUCGCUCCCAAAUCCUCCAAACCACUACUCCCACUCCACCCUUCGAAAUCACCUAAAAAAUCCCAAAAUAUAUCCAAAACCCCACUUCCGUUCCUCCAAAUUCACCCCACAAGAUCCCAAAAUCUCCCGUCUAACAUCACUCAAAACCCUCUUCCCAUCCAACCCCAAAGCGCCCUACUUAAUCCAACCUCCUAACCCCUCUAUCUGAUCCCUCAAAAAGCCCUCCUAGCCCCCUCCCAUAUACCACCUCAUUCCUAAAAUCC
Moneuplotes crassus is the source of this 634-nucleotide messenger RNA. Lineage: Eukaryota; Ciliophora; Spirotrichea; Euplotida; Euplotidae. The record is from the annotation of a GenBank genome assembly.